GUACAACUUCAGUGAACAUUGCCUGCCCAGCUUAUCUGAAAAUACACUCAGAGCAAAAUGUCAGCCAGCAAUGCCGUAUCAGUUACACCUUGGGGAGGUAAGGGUGGAUCCCAACCCUGGGAAUUCAUAUUACCUGAUGGUGCUAGGCUUAUCGGGAUCUCUGUAAGAAGUGGAGUUGUUCUAGAUUCCAUCUCCUUCACUUACAAGAAUCAGGAAGGCACCCAGACUACUCGACCAUUCGGUGGCACCGGUGGCGCACCUUACGAGACUGAGACCUUCUCUAACGAUGAGUUUGUCAUUGGGAUUAGUGGACGUGUCGGAUCACUUAACGAUCUCACUGUGAUUACGUCAUUGUCCAUCCAGACCAACGUCAUCACUUAUGGGCCAUACGGCACAAACCCGGGGGUUGAUUUCUCGAUUGGUGUCAAUGAAGGUAAGUUUUUGGGAUUCUAUGGAAGGUGUGGGGCUUAUAUAGACUCUUUGGGUGUCAUUCUUCAGCCGAAAAUAUGAUAGAUAUGUGCAUGAAUGUUGUGUUUGAUGGAAACAAAUAUUGUUAAAUGCAUGGCCGUAUCGUUUCAUCUUCUAAAUGUGGUAUUCAUAUGUAUUUUAUAUGUUUUAAGAUCGUAUCUAGUUUCUUCGAUGUGAGACUAUGGAAAUAAGGUCGGAUACGUAAG
Messenger RNA from Lactuca virosa, 674 nucleotides. The record is from the annotation of a GenBank genome assembly. NCBI's taxonomy places the organism in Eukaryota, Viridiplantae, Streptophyta, Magnoliopsida, Asterales, Asteraceae.